Molecule: messenger RNA, 4922 nt
Organism: Epinephelus moara (kelp grouper)
Lineage: Eukaryota; Metazoa; Chordata; Actinopteri; Perciformes; Serranidae
Gene: eml1
Product: EMAP like 1
Exons: 23
Coding region: 632-3103 (823 amino acids)
Biological process (GO): microtubule cytoskeleton organization
Cellular component (GO): mitotic spindle
Molecular function (GO): microtubule binding
Source: RefSeq, a predicted model, not a curated record
CAUUAUCUAAACACUCGCACACACACCGCCUCUGACACACACACACACACACACACACACACACAUACAUAUAUGCACACACAUGGACACACAGUAACUGCCUGUGCCAGAGCCUGCCUGCGCUCUCAGCUCAAGCCCUCUUAAAGCUGUUUUUCUGCUGGAGAUCAGCGAGAGCUAACGACACACAGCUGCCUCUGCUGAAGACAGAAGGACAAGAGGAGAACAGAGGGAGGGGAAAAGAGGAGCAGGAGGGAAGAGAGGACAAGCACAAGAGGAAAGAAAACCACCAGCAGCCUCUGAACUUCUGUCUCUCCGGUGCUCCGGUGCAGUCAUUCUUCAGCAGGGAGUGUUUUCAGCUGUAGUUCAGGACUUUUUUUGUAAGAGGGGGUGGAAAAGAAGAGGAAAAGAAGAGGGGUUGGAGUUCACAUGACAUAAUCGGAGUGAAUGGGUUGCCAUGGUGACUCACCCAGGGAGCCUGACCCGUGCAGAGUGAAUGGAGGGAGCGCCUUGGACGCCAACUGAACGAUAAACUAGCGGAGGGGAGUCACCAGAGAGAGACAGAGAGAGGAGAGGAGAGUGAAGGAGUGGUGGAUAGCAGAGGGAGCAGAGAGGAGCGGAGCAGAGGUCGAGAAUGGAGGACGGGUUUUCCAGCUACAGCAGCUUGUAUGACACCUCAUCACUGCUACAGUUCUGCAACGAUGACAGUGCGUCGGCAGCCAGCAGCAUGGAGGUUACCGACCGCAUCGCCUCCCUGGAGCAGAGGGUCCAGAUGCAGGAGGAUGAAAUUCAGCUGCUGAAGUCUGCUCUGGCCGAUGUGGUGCGCAGGCUCAAUGUGUCUGAGGAGCAGCAGGCCAUGGGGUCACGCAGAGGACCCACCAAAGCCAGGCCAAUGAUCGCCACCCUGCCAUUACGGCCCACAGUUAACAACGGGACCAUCCUACCAAAGAAAGGCAGCGGCACUCUGCCGUCCCCGUCUGGAUCUGGGUCCAGGAAGGACAGCAACGCACCGGCCAGCAAGAGCACUGUGAGGAGAGCCAACUCAAACGAACAUGUGGGAACUCUCACGCGGAAAGAUUCAGGCGACUCCAAGGGCAAUCGAACUCGCGCCGGAUCCACCGGCAGCAAUUCCAGCAGCAAAAGAAGUGACAGCAAACAGAGGGAUCCAGUGUUCAAUGCAGGGAUGCGACGUGUGACCCACUGCAAAGAGGAAGGUUAUGUGAAAAUGUACUUGAAGGGCCGUCCCGUCACCAUGUACAUGCCCAAAGACCAGGUGGACAGCUACUGCCUGGAAGCCAGAGCCGAGCUGCCCAGCAACAAACUCAAAUUGGACUGGGUUUAUGGUUACCGCGGUCGAGACUGUCGCUCCAAUCUUUACUUGCUGCCCACUGGAGAAACCGUGUACUUCAUCGCCUCAGUGGUCGUCCUGUUCAACGUGGAUGAGCAGCUGCAGAGACACUACACUGGGCACACAGAUGACAUCAAAUGCUUGGCUGUCCACCCCGAUAAAAUCACCAUAGCAACUGGGCAGGUGGCUGGCACCUCUUGGGAUGGAAAACAGCUGGCUCCUCAUGUCCGUGUGUGGGACUCUGUCAGCCUCAACACACUUCAUGUUCUGGGUGCAGGAUUCUUUGACCGAGCCCUGGUCUGCCUGGCUUUCUCCAAGUCGAAUGGAGGAAACACACUGUGUGUUGUUGACGACUCCAACGACCACGUCCUCUCUGUCUGGGACUGGCAGAGAGAGGACAGACUGGCUGAGGUCAAGUGCUCCAACGAGUCGGUGUUUGCUGCAGACUUCCACCCGACAGACAGCAACAUCGUGGUGACCUGUGGCAAAUCCCAUCUCUAUUUCUGGAACCUGGAGAAAGGCGUGCUGGUCAAGAAGCAAGGACUGUUUGAGAAACAAGAGAAGCCCAAGUUUGUGUUGUGUGUGACCUUUGCAGAAAAUGGAGACGCCAUCACAGGGGACUCAAGUGGGAACAUUUUGGUGUGGGGAAAAGGCACUAAUCGUAUCAGCCACGUCAUCCAAGGAGCUCACGAGGGCAGCAUCUUUGCUCUGUGCAUGCUGAGGAACGGCACGCUGGUGUCUGGAGGGAAAGACCGCAGGCUCAUCUCGUGGGACAGCGGCUACCAGCAGAUACAGACAGUGGAGGUGCCUGAGUUGUUUGGUCCCAUCCGGACCAUAGCAGAGGGCAGAGGGGAGACUGUGCUCAUUGGGACCACCAAGCACUUUGUCUUGCAGGGCAGUUUGGAUGGAGAAUUCGUUCCUAUUACACAGGGUCACACUGAUGAGCUGUGGGGUCUGGCUGUCCACCCCUGGAAGCCUCAGUUCCUCACCUGCGGUUAUGACAGGCAGGUCUGCCUGUGGGACUCAAGUUCCCAUCAGCUCAUCUGGACCAAGAGCAUGGAGGAUGCUGCCCAAUCAGCAGGCUUCCACCCAUCUGGAGCUGUGGUUGCCAUAGGAACGCAGACUGGCAGGUGGCUGGUUCUGGACACUGACUCUAAGGAUCUUGUCACAGUGCACACAGAUGGGAAUGAACAGCUGUCCGUCAUGUGCUACGGGCCAGAUGGUAACUUCCUGGCCAUCGGCUCCCACGACAACUACAUCUACAUCUACGCUGUGGCAGAAAAUGGAAGGAAGUACAGCCGAGUGGGGAAGUGCUCGGGUCACUCUAGUUUCAUCACCCAUCUGGACUGGUCAGUGGACUCCCAGUACCUGGUGUCUAAUUCAGGGGACUAUGAGAUACUGUAUUGGAUCCCGUCAGUGUGUAAACAGGUGGUCAGUGUGGAGACCACCAGAGACAUAGAGUGGGCCACCCACACCUGCCCUCUGGGUUUCCAGGUCUUUGGCUUGUGGCCCGACGGCUCAGACGGCACCGACAUCAACGCUGUCUGCAGAUCCAAUGAUAAGAGCCUCCUGGUUACUGGGGACGACUUUGGGAAGGUCCACCUGUUCUCACACCCCUGUUCACAGUUCAGGGCUCCCAGCCAUGUUUAUGGCGGCCACAGCAGUCACGUGACCAAUGUGACUUUCCUGCAUGAUGACAGCUACCUGGUGUCAACUGGAGGGAAGGACAUGAGCGUGAUUCAGUGGAGGAUAGUCUGAGGAGUCGACUGAAACAGAUACUGUUGGUUUCUUACUGCUGCUGGGGCCUGAACCCCAGCUGAAGCAAACUGAACUGAACUGCACUAAACUGAACCAAACCAAACUUAAAUUAACUCAGACGCUAAAAAAAAAAGGUGGAUCUACCUGAACUGAAGUGAAUUGACAGAAGAGGAACUCAAGGUUUUUCUUCCUGAUCUGAGAUGAACUGAUGGACGUGUUAAAGUGCGGUUGCUUGAAAUACAAAAAAAAUAAUAAUUUCUGAAUAUUUCACCUUUUCUUUAUUCACACUACAUGUACAAAAGCAAAUUUUCCAUGUACUGUAGCCAAGUCACCAAUGAAACAAGACAAAACAAAUCGGAUCGAAUCCAACUAAACAGAACCAAAGGCUCUGACUUUCUGACUGCAUCUGUAUCGUUUGGCUUUCACUGUUCUUGUAUCGUGCGCACUCCUGCCACAGAUAACGGACUGAAGAGGUUCCAGACUGAGUAUCGCCACCGUGCUGGAGAUCCAAGAGCAUUGGAGCAAAAAAACUGUAUGAAAAGGAAGGAAGAACAUAGUGAUUUUCUAAUUGUUAAACUUUCUUUUGUUUUGUAUUUAACAACUCAGGAAAGCACUAGUGAAGCGGGACUCCUCCCUGUUACUAACAGUGACACAUCGAAACGAGCCCUGAACACAUCUCACUAAAACAAUAAUUAGAUUCAGCUGUCGUCCAACCAUUGCUAACUCAUUUGCAUUGACUCAUAGUGUAUGAAAUCGACCCAUACAGUCUGGGCAAAUGCUGAAAUUGGUGGACAUGAUAAUUAGAUACAGCAAGAUCCAGUCAGAUGUGACGUCACCUAAACUACGAUCAUUUAAGGAAUAUCAGCAUUCAGAGUUAGGAAUCAUUUUCUACGACAUUAUCUGAACAUGUUCUACGUUUUUGUGCUUCCAGGUCUUUAAUAAAAGACACCUUUCCUAUUAUUUAUACAUCAUGAGGCAAAUCCUUCACUGCCACUUUCAGUUCCUUGAGUCUUCCCCCGCAACAAAUCCCCGUUUAGUCCCAGAUGUGUAAAUAUACUGAGAGGCUUGAAAUAGACACGAGCAAAAUAAGGGUGCAUAUACAGCAUUUGAAACUGUUUCAUAUUUUUUGGGAUGCAUUGUGUGUUUCCUUUGCCUUGAGGUGCAGGGAAAAUGAAAAGCAUGUAUUGGAGAUUUUUCAACAAUGUGAAGCCUUUUCAAAUCUGUAUGUAUCUGUUUCGGGAAGAGGAAGGAUGAGACCAUUACACUGUAACUGUUUACGUCUGAUGUGCUCCUCAGUCGUGCAUCAUCAGUCACUGGCGAGAUAUUUAACUGACUGACUGACUAAUGCACUGCUUCAACCUGAUGAACAUGCAGCAGGUGUGUUCACCUGCACAACACAACAAGCAAAUCACCAUUUAGUACUUACCGAAGCUUUUCGUGAACCAAUGAUGUCUGCUUUCAACCUUCUGAGCUGCGUUCUGUCCGUACACCUACUGUACAUCACACUCCUCAUCUUAUGGUUAACACUAAGACAAUAUUACACACGUGCAUGAAUAAAUAAGAUUUCUCUGACGGGGGUUCAGCAGAGUUUUAGUAUGAUCAUAACUGCCACUUAUAUCUGAGGCAUGUUGGUGUUGGGUUGAUGGUUGGAGUUGUCCUAUCAGGAAAACCACUGAACUUUAACAGCAGUAAUAUGAAGUCACCACUCUACAGAGUGAAUGUAACGUGAUUUGUCUUACCACUAAACACUUGGGGCUGCAGAAUACCAUUGAACAUUUAACAUUUGUCUGGAAGUAAAUGCAACAUGAAAUUCCUACGA